CAUGACUUUUUUGAGAAAGCGGAUAUGGUUGGUCCGCCAUAAUCGUGUGGGUCUGUGCUUGUGUGGUUGGGGUGUAUUGCCGGUGCCAACCAUUAUUUUUAAUUAGUAGUAAGUUAUGCGUAUGAAUCCAGACAUGGACGAUGAUGAGAAGGGAAAACUGUUCGUGGGCGGACUAUCAUGGGAGACGUCGCAGGAAAACCUGCAGCGCUACUUCUCGCGCUACGGGGACGUGAUCGACUGCGUGGUGAUGAAGAACAGCGAGUCGGGCCGCUCCAGGGGCUUCGGCUUCGUGACAUUCGCGGAGCCGUCGCUCGUGAACGUGGUGCUGCAGAACGGGCCUCACCAGCUGGACGGCAGGACCAUCGACCCGAAGCCGUGCAACCCUCGCACCCUGCAGAAGCCGAAGCGUGGCGGCGGCUACCCCAAGGUGUUCCUCGGCGGUCUGCCCUCCAACAUCACGGAGACCGACCUGCGCGUGUUCUUCGGUCGCUACGGCAAGGUCAUGGAGGUCGUCAUCAUGUACGACCAGGAGAAGAAGAAGUCCAGAGGCUUCGGAUUCCUGUCGUUCGAGGAGGAGAUGUCCGUUGAGAGGGUCACCCAGGAGCACUUCAUCAACCUCAACGGGAAACAGGUGGAGAUCAAGCGCGCGGAGCCUCGGGACGGGUCGGGCAAGCUGGGCUCGGGCGGCAUGGGCGGCGGCAUGAGCGCGCCCGGCGACGCGCCCGGCGCCGGCCAGUGGGGGCCGCCCGCCGCCGCGCCCAUCAACAUGAUCCAGGGCCACAACGGCCAGAUGGGCGGCCCGCCCCUCAACAUGCCCAUGGCCGGCCCCAACAUCAUGCAGGGGUACCAGGGCUGGGGCACGUCGCCGGGGCAGACGUCGUACGCGGGGUACGGCGCGGCGGGCGGCGCGGCCGGGCCCGGCUCCUACCAGGGCUGGGGCGCGCCGCCGCAGCAGGCCCCGCCCCACGCGCCCGCCUGGCCCGCCAACAACAACUACAGCCAGCACACGCAGCCGCCCGCGCAGGGCUACGGCAGCUACGGUUCGUACGUGCCGCUGUCGGAGGGCGGGGAGAUGUACGGGCGCUCGGGCGGCGGCGGCGCGCCCGCGCUCACCGGCGCGCUCUCCUCCGCCGCCGCGCUCUCCAAGUCCUCCUCCGCGGACUACUCCUCCUACCAGCAGUACCCGCCCGCCUACCAGCAGGACCAGGGCUCCUCGUACGCCGGCUCCGCGCGCGCCUACAGCUCCGAGUACCACGCGCCCGCGCCGCCGCCCGCGCAGCAGCCAGGUGACGAUUACGAGUAUACUGGGGGCUCGGGGGAUGGCUACCAGCGGUCUUCGAAGCGCGGCUACCACGGCCACGGCGCGAGCUCGGGCUCCACUGCCGCGUCUUACCAUCCCUAUCGGCGUUAGCGACUGACCGCCUGACCGGGGCUCCGAGACAACGUGUGCUGGUGCUGGUAUACAAUACAAUCAUCUGACAACUGCUUGCAAAACUGUGUUUAACAUUCUCAUUCUUUAAGAGGAAAAGGGGAUGAUCUCUUCUCCAUACAAACGUGGUCCCUAUUUUCCUCUGUAGACAUUGACAUUAUGGAAAAUAUUUUUACAUAAUUUGAUGCAUAUGAACCAUAGCUAUGCCCCUUCGUUGGUUUUUAUUUUAUUUUUUGAUAAUUAUAAAAAUUAGGAGCGAAAAACAAAUUCCAUGCAAAUUUUGCUCCUAAGUACUCUUAUAGCAAUUAAAAUUUCGAGAAAAACCUAACGAAGAGGGCAUAGCUGUGGUUGAUAUACUAAGUACAUCAUACUGUGUCAAAAUGUUUUCAUUCAUAUUAAUAUCCAGAGAGGACUAUUGAGGAUUAAGUUUGUAUGGAAAGGCGAUUUCGCGCGGUCCCACUCUCGUCUUAAGGGUCGCGGGGCACUUGCCAUGGAUUUCCGAUGACCGGGUUGGGUUUUCCGUUUCACGAAAUAUCAGAACAUCGUUAAUAGACUUAACAGUAUUUAGUAUGUAAAAUUAACAAUUAAAUCUACGAAUACAAAUAAUUACAUGAGGUGACUAUUAGUCAACCCCGUUCGUUAUCGCUUAAAAAAAAAUGUAAAAGAGUACUUUCAGAAUAGUCAAACAUGUUCAAUGUUUGAUAUUUUUACACUUAAAGUCAACUAUCAAUGUCGAUUGUGGAAGUUUUUUUUUUUAAAGUAUAUAUUGGUAACGCUGUCCUGAUAUUAUAUAUACGUGGAACGGAAAACUACUGUUAGGAUGCUAACUAGGGUGGUAAGUGGUGGUGACCGCCCCCUUUCGUAACUGCCCAGUAAUUAAACGGUCUCCUAACUUUGUGCCCAAAAGCCGGGGCCGGACCUACUAAGACCACUAGUUCCAGAAUUAAGUUAUGAACAAUUCAAGUAAAAUUUUGCAUCAAUUGUAAGCCAUUUUUCUGGACAAAUUGAUGUCCACGUCAUGUUUAACUGUUUCAUGGAUAUUGUCCAUGUUAAAUCCAUAGAAAUGUUAACGGUUCUUUCAAAUCUUCAUCUGUUUUCAUCCAUCUGUACUUUACAGUAUUUUAAAAGCAGUUGUCAAUUUACGAAACUUGUAAAAUAUUAUUGUACGUACCCAUACUUUCGAUGAACGCAAUCAUUGUAUUUGUAAAUGUUGUUUAAAUGGGCGGGAGUGUAUAAGAGAUUCAAUACAAAGUAAAUUAUUUUGACGAGUCUGUCUGUUGAUGAAAAUGUACCUAAUGUUGAUUCUGCGCCGUCCCAUAUAUUUCAUGAACUUUAGAAAUUGUGCAAACGUUUAGAACACACGCUAUUGAAGCAUGAUCUUAUAUACUUCUUGUCUCGUAUUUUUAAGUUAGUUUAGUUUUCUUUUGGACAUACAUUUGUGUAGCGUGGAUGGGAUGACUAACCAGUGAAUGUUUAAACACAUACCGAAUCUUGUAUAAUUUAGAAUUGUUACAUAAAGAUAUUUCCUGUAAGCAGACACUAUUUUUACGAUAUGUUUGAAGCAAUCGAGGUUUUGUGGGUUCAUAAUUUUGUGACAUCACGUUUAAAUGUUUUGGGCGUUUAAUGUUGCCAAGAAAUGUUGAAUGAAUCGGUAUUUUUUCUAUCAAUAUUACUUGUAGAGUAGAUUUAAAAGUAACCAUAUCCAUGGUUUAGAAAUUAUUUGUAAUUGUUGCAUGACUUGCAUGUGUCUGAAAUGUAUGUUCUAACUUAAGUAAAUCGCCUAAGAAUCGUGUCCAAUAGACUGGUGGAGCUAGGAACGCAUUUAUUGAUUAAGAAAGACAACAUCAUCAUCAAUAAUGUUCCAAGUUCUAAUGACAUGAAAUAUCUAUUACUUAGGUAUUCCGUUUUUCGAUGUCUUACGACAUGGCCGAUCACAAUCAAAUGGUACCUCAGAUCGAUCAUUUGUGAUCAAAUCAGAUGUGUCCUCUGACGAAGCACUGGGUUCUCAUGUGUAUUUCUUUUAUUUACAAUAAAAGUAAUAAGUAAUUAUAAGUUUUAUUUAAAAUCACUGGCAGAAGACUGGCGGGCGCUCGAGCCUGCAAUCCUCGACGACGGGUAUUAAUAACUAAACGAUAUUUUUUAUAAUAAUCCUUUUAUUUUUGAAUCAUUUUAAACUACAUUUUAUACAACGCGCGUAGGUAUAGGCCUUGUGAAUAUAUUUAAAUACUGUACGAAUAAAUUUUAAAAACAUCGAUAAGCAUGUAAUUAAAAUUAAUGUUUAUAUUUAUAUCGAUGUAAUAUAAAAUAGAUUUAAUGUACAUUAUCAUAAAGUUCUUAAUUAAUUUAAUAGACUUCGGACACAGGUGAACAGGCAUAGAGAUUGCUGAUAGGUUUACAUUUAUAAUAUAGAAAUUACCCUAGAUAUACUUUAAUAUUACACACUAAAAUAAAGAGGUUUAACAGUUAGCACACAGCAUUACGUUACGUUAGAUUACCACUUCUGGACAAUGGAGUAGUUAGCCACCUACACCCUACACUAUUGUAACACUUAAUUCUAAGAAUUCUAUUUUGGCUUAGAAUUUUUUAACGUUAAAAACAUGUUCUUGCAAUAGAGUAAUAGAAUACGAAAAAUCUUAUGUAUAAUCUGAAUAAAUUAUGUAAAGAGAA
Cydia strobilella is the source of this 4096-nucleotide messenger RNA. RefSeq names its product heterogeneous nuclear ribonucleoprotein 27C (gene Hrb27C). Lineage: Eukaryota; Metazoa; Arthropoda; Insecta; Lepidoptera; Tortricidae. Gene Ontology annotation, molecular function: mRNA binding. The coding region runs from base 116 to 1411 and encodes 431 amino acids. Gene Ontology annotation, biological process: regulation of translation. The transcript is spliced from 9 exons. The record is from RefSeq and is a predicted model, not a curated record.